Molecule: messenger RNA, 580 nt
Organism: Xylona heveae TC161
Lineage: Eukaryota; Fungi; Ascomycota; Xylonomycetes; Xylonales; Xylonaceae
Exons: 1
Coding region: 189-437 (82 amino acids)
Source: RefSeq, a predicted model, not a curated record
UAUUUGCAGCGGAGGGCCUGUCCCGGAUGCCACUACGACACUCCCUAAUGAAUGAUUUGAGUUUCCAUUACACAUUCCCAUUGGUGAAUCAACCAACAGCAUGCGAUCGGAACCGGGUCCCUGGACCCUCUCAAUCGGUUCCCGAUCCCAGCGUUCGACAAUCUGGCAGCGUCCAAUGUCAGCUCCCCAUGUUCGCGUCUCCUACCACCCUGACAGCAUCCAUGCUUUGGGUCUUGGCUCGGACCCUGGCCCCUGGUCGGCGCUCCUAUUUUCCCGCCGAUGUCGUCGUCCAUUCACGCCCCUCCCUCCUUAUUCAGUUCGUCGAACAGAACGCAUGGCUCGGUCAUUUGGCAAUCGCCCCAAAGACGCAAUCCUUCUCCACGUCUUUUCCCCUCUUGGUUUGGUCGAAACAAUGGAGCAAGAAGAAACGGUGGUGAAGAUGAUGCAUAGUCACUCGUCGCCACGAUCAAAUUUGACUUCGCCGAUGUCGAUCAAACAGCCCCGAUUGGGUAGAAUGGAUCACUCAAAAUUCAUUAUUCUGAGACCGACGACUCGAAGAUCACGUUUUCAUCGCGCGUCC